GGUGGAGUGCAAAUACGUGAAUUGUUCUGGGAUUUAAGUGGUAAUGUUGAUGUUGACGAACUCACAUGCGGUGAAGCUAUCAAUGUUCUGCGUUCAAUGAACGAGGAGGAGAAAUCUCAUUGUUGCAAAGCAACUUUGAAUGCAUUGUUGAAUAAGGAUAAUCCCAGAUAUGUUCAACUGGAAAGGGUUCUUUCAUCAAUUUUUAUUGCUGCAUGCAAUGAAGGUGUUUUAUCACUUUCGGAGUGCUGUGAACUGUUGAUUCUUUGUACGGAUUUUACGUUGUCAACACCAAUUGAUGCACGUAAAUUUGAAUACAUGCAAAGGAAUUUGCAUUUGAUAGAUUAUAAAGGUCUUCGGAAUAUAUUGAAGUUGUUGGUUGUUGAACGUAUGCAAGAAGUACCAUCGACUAUCACCAAUCAUCAACGUCAUAUGCUUCUUCCCGUUGAAAAUAUGCUACUGACUUUAAUUGAUCGGCAAUUGAAUCUUUUGCCGUGUCUGUUCACCAUAACCGAACUACAUCGUGUUUCCAGUAACUCUCGUGCGUUCCUUUUACCGCGCGUUGCAAAAAAGUUCAACGAAACGUUCAUAUCGUUUCGUCCUCUCACUGAAAUGGUCACUGUAAUCGGUCGUCCAUGGUUAUAUCCAAUUGCUUCGCAUAUUUCUUUCCCGGUUAGUACAUCUUCUUGGAAACUCGAAGUGGCCACUACAAAACUUCAUCAGCGUGCACAUUUACCCUAUAAAUCUGAGUUAUUCGCACCUCAGUCCUCACUUCUAUACACACUCCUACGGCAACCAAGAGGCAAAGAUACUUUAUCGUACGUUUUGCGACAAAAUACAAAUAUGACUCCGCAACGAAUUCAGUGUGAUGAGCUUUUACAUAUGAUAAUUCUGGAAGCAAUGAGUGAGAUGGAGAAAACUGAUACACGUCUAGAUGAUGCAGCCAAUCAGUAUCAGUGGAUGAAUAUCACUCAAACCGUUACGUUCUCACUGCUGCAUGGAAUGGCAUCCUUCUCAAGACUUUUGAAAAUACUCUACGAAUCGCUUUCAGAAACAGUCUAUCGAAAAGGUCGUGAUGAACUGAUGUGGGUUAUCUUGCAAUACGUGGCCGUUUAUAUUGGUAAAGUAUCGAAUGAAGAUAUGAUACGAAUUGCUGACAUUUACAAUCUUCUUUAUAGUGAUGAGCAGUGCUGGUCCGGUGCAGAUACCGAUCCGUUAUUGUUCGUUCGUUUUUUUGUACCUGCCGCCAUUUGGAUCCAUUUCUAUAAAAAACCGAAUUCACAAGCUUCAGAAGUAUUGCCAAAGCCAUCCGAAUCAUUGCUGCGUCAGAUACAGUUUCUUCAAGAAAAAACAUCUGAUUCAGAUCCAGCCAUUCAGAACGUAGCUGAUCACAACGCUGUUCUCGCGGCUGUAGCAAAUGCUUAUAGUAACGAUAUGCAAAAUUUUCAUAAAUUGGUGCUAACAGCAGUUGAUAUGUUUCUUGAUGGGAUAGGUGAAGACGCGACAGGUUCAUUAUGGAGAUUACCGCAUGGUAUCAUUUGUCUACCAAAGAAAACACCACUUCCUUUGCCAUUGAUUGAUUCAUUAACGUUCCAUUCGCGCAAUCAUCUUUUCCAAAUGUGCCUUCAUAAACUUUCAACAAUGCUCAAUGUUCAACAAAGUGCCAAACUACCAAGUCCCGCAUCAAUUGAUACAUUGGUUCGAUUAGCAUCAACAACUGAAUUUGAAUACGGUGUUAAAUUGGUGUUGACAUUGAUGCCUCGUGCACUAGCAUCCAUCAGUGCAAACGCCAACAUAGGUGCUACUAAUCAACCGGAUCGUUCUCGUGACCUGCUCUAUAUUCUUUGUGAUAUGCUUUCUUAUCGCCUUAUCAACUAUCCACUUCCAGUUAUUCCUAAGGUGAACGUUAUUCUUUCGUGUUAUUCGGCACUCAGCAAUAAUCAAGUCCAAAUGAACGUAGCACUUUAUUCAGCGCUUGAACAAGUUAUGUUACGAUAUUGGAUGUGGAAUUCACCUCAAGAAAUGAUUGUUCUCUGCAAUGCACUAAUUGGUAAACAAGGAAAGUUAACUGCUCUGAUAUCGUCACCGAACUCGUUUGGUGAACCACAACAUGGUUCAUCGAUAUCACAUGAAAGACCAUCACACGCCAAUUUGCACGUUUCGCCAGAAAUGUUGCGAUCACUUUUACUUUCAAUGUUUCGUGCUUUAAAACUCACAGGCGUUGAAAUGGCGUCUGAAGUUCUACAGCGAUGUAACGCAAACUUUAGUUGGCCUUUAUCUGUUAGUCGAACAUUCAGUACGCAAUUGAUGGGUUGUUCGAUCGAUGAUGGCUCGGAAGUUGCACCCAAUGAAGAACUCUUUCACUGCGUUGAUCAAGAUCAUCGACGUACACAUGAAUAUCUCUGCACGCAAUCCGAAGAAUCGUUGAUCAAGUAUUUCACGAUCGAAAGAAGACAUACACUCUUCUGUGUGAUUUAUAAUCAUCUUAUUUACGAUUCCAAGAAGUUACAUCCCGUUUUCUAUUCUAUGCUAAAUUCAAUGACCGCUAAGGACAUCAUUGUGAUGGUUAAUAAAUUCGUCGAUUAUUUCAUAUAUAUUUUCAAAAAAAAUCCUCCGUCAGAUGACCAAACUUUCACUACGGUCAGCUCGUUCUCGGAUGUGCGGAAUCGUCUCGGUUUUCUUUUUCAUUUCAUUCCAUCAAAUAAAAUCGUCAACACCAACUCAUCGUUUUUCAAUAAAAUGUCUGAAUAUUAUUCGCAAUAUCCGGAACUUACGUAUAGAGAAAUGGAGGUAAAGCUGCGGAGAGAGAUGCAACUGGAACUGCAACUCCGUCAAAUGGAGCAACCAGUCAUCAAUCCAGAAUUGCACAUGCCAAUAUACUAUGGGAACUUGGCUGAGCGAAUUCUCCCAGUUGUCGAUAUUCUUCUUCAGAGGGCACUUGAAUUGGCGGUUGCUGAUCAACUCUUCAAUCCGCUACUGAAGAGCUUCAAGCCGUGCUAUAAAUAUCACCCGCAACCAGCUGCAUAUAUGUACAACGUUCUGUAUUGUCUUGAUAACACGUUAUCGCAUACAGCCAAGGCUCGUUUGUUUGUUUCAGAGAUAUGCGGUCAACUGGAAGAAAGAGAUGGUAAAUAUGCGCUGCUAACUCCUUCGUUUAUACAAGACAAUCAUCAGCUAUCAUUGCCAUCACAGUUCUGUCAAGUGUUAGUCGAUCGAAUCUUACAAGCUUCGCAUUAUCCUCAUCAGCCGCCUCCAUUUGUAUAUAGGGAUUGGCGAUUUGCUGAAUUGGCGCCGGCUGGUCAAGCGCUCACUGGUGCAUGUAUAGAACUGUUAGCGUCGCCUCAUGAUCCUUCUGUAACGGCUCGAGCCCUAAUUGAUCUUGUGUUUAUUCGACCUCUUCAUCAACCUUAUGCAACCAUAAAUACUGUUGCACUCAUCUUGACGGCAUUACCGAGCUCCUUUCAACGUAUUUUCUACGAUCAUAUCGUUUCAGUUCUUGAUUCCGAGGCGUUAACACAAGGUGAUCCGUCUGUUUGUUUUGAAAGUCUUGAGAGUGAAUGUUUUCUCCUUACAGAGAACCAGUUGUUAACGAAUCUUGCUCUAGGACAUGCUUAUUUGCAACACUGCAACACGAGUUCUUUGGCAGCUUUACCCGAAUUCGUUCGCGAUAAAUUAGCGCCAAAGUUGGUCACUGAAGCGCAACUGAUUUUUGUAUUGCGUCUUGUUGUGCCUAUUUUGCAACGAUUUUAUGACAUGAAAGAAAGAAGCAAACAAAUUCAAGAUCUGGCAGUCGACGUCUACAAAAUGACGGUCAAAGUGAACGAACGCGUCGGCGUUUUGAAAUACGAAGAUGCGAUUUGUGACUUACUUUAUCAUAUGAAAUAUAUGUAUGUUGGUGACUUCGUUAAGAAUGAGGCUGAACAAGCCAUUCAGCGCUUAUCACCAUCAAUGCGUGUUAAAUUGAAUGAGUUUCCAAUUCCUAAAAAAGGUCACUUAUUGCAGUGCUCAUGGUAUUGGGGUAACAUGUCAUGGUUGGAAGCGGAGAAAGUAUUGAUGACAUAUCCGUUAGGCACAUAUUUGAUUCGUGAUUCUGCUAGCGAUCGUUACAUCUUUACCAUUUCAUACAAAACCACCGAUUCCGUACAUCAUACACGUCUCCCUCAGCACGGUGGCAAAUUCUGUCUUGGCGGUCCAAACUCGUUGGUAAGGUCAGAAUCGUUGAUGGCAUUUGUGGAGACGUUAGAAGGAUGUGAUGAACGUGGUGUAUGUCUUCUGAUGCAUCAGAAAGGUGAAAAGAGUGAGCACUGCUUGCAACGGCUGACAAAACGUGACAAAUUUAAAGCUCGUCAGUUGUUUUAUUCGCGGUUGCAUGAUUCGAACGGUGCGUUAAUCGACCGCGCGAUGGCUGUCUUUCUACCAGGUCCAUCCACGUUUACUGGUGAAGAUACGGCAGAGAUCUACGUACAUGGCAGUCGAGCGGUAGUGAAUUGUGUAUGCGACACGUUGAGUUGUAUCGACAAUGUUCAAGCAGCGAAGGCUGGCGAGUUCACGAAACGUGCAUUCUUCAACUCGAAGCUAACUCUUGAUGAUGUGCUGUCGUUGUCAUAUUUACUCUCCGCUGAAACACAACGUCAACGAGCACUCGCUCUUCAUUCCACUCAAAUCGGUUCGGUGAUGCCAGAUGUGCGAACUUCAUUGAUAGAGUUGAUUUGUUCGUUAGAGGCAGGGAUCGAUUUUGCGGAUGAUGUGACCUUCGACUGGGAUUUAUUCCGCUCACAUCUGAGAGAUAUCAUUUCUCAACUUCAAACAAUCAAUCGUCGUGCUCAGAGGGGCUCACUGAUAACGGAUGGCAUCAGUGUUGUUAUGUUGGGCAAAACGAAUGUCGGCAAAAGCAGUCUUCUCAACAGAAUUGCAGAACGAGACGUGGCAAUAGUUUCGGAUGUUGAAGGUACAACAAGAGAUGCACUAGAAACCCGCAUUGAGUUAUCUUCUGUACCAGUAAUUUUUACCGAUACGGCUGGUAUACGCAUUGCUCAAGAUUUUCUUGAGGCGGAAGGUAUUUCUCGCACAAUUGCAAGAGCUAAGCAAGCACACUUAUUGUUAGCAGUGAUUGAUGGAAGUAAAAAUGCGGAUAUCACAACUGAAGUAAAUGAACUAUUAAAACGUUGUCAUUGUGAAGACAAAUCGAACAUUGUCGUAGCGUGUAAUAAGGCUGAUCUUAUUAAACAAACGUUCGAGCAGUCGUAUUUAUUAUCACUGAAAUGGAAAGUCGUUUUAACGUCGUGCCUCAAUACGAGUGGUAUUGAUCAGCUGGUAAUUAAUAUGCUUUCGCUUUUUUUUAUUCUUUGGUAUUCAUUAUCAAACAGUUUUUCAAAUUUAUUUUCGCUCAGUACAACAUCUUGUUCGAAGUAUGUUGCGGUUGAACUGGAUGUCAUAAAGGAACAUAUCAGCGAGAUAUGUCCUGAAGAAGGCAACGAUGCUUUAUUGAGUCGUUAUCGUCAGAGAAUUCUUCUCAAUGAUGCAAUUUCAGUUCUUCAAAAAGUGGAAGGUAAUCGUGAUAGUGCAUUGAUAGCUGAAUAUCUGCGUGAAGCAAGUGAUCUUAUCGGCGAAAUAUCGGGUACGAUUGUUAAUGAAGAAAUACUCGACCGAAUAUUUUCAUCUUUUUGUAUUGGCAAAUAA
This is a messenger RNA of Anisakis simplex (herring worm), 5676 nucleotides long. Lineage: Eukaryota; Metazoa; Nematoda; Chromadorea; Rhabditida; Anisakidae. The record is from the annotation of a GenBank genome assembly.